Camellia sinensis is the source of this 1233-nucleotide messenger RNA. Lineage: Eukaryota; Viridiplantae; Streptophyta; Magnoliopsida; Ericales; Theaceae. The record is from RefSeq and is a predicted model, not a curated record.
CUAAAAUAUUUGGAGGGAUUUAUUUCAAAUUAGUUUCCCCUCUCUCACCACCGCUCCACCAGCCGCUCCUCGUCGUCGUCGUGGGCAACCGGAGCACCGAUUCACCUAGAUUUGUCAUAUUUUCUCUCUCUAAACUCCAUAGCCAAUCAUGAAAUUCAGAUCUACACAACACUACCCAUUUCAAAUCUUCCAUUGAACUGAACUUCAAUGGCGAAUCUCGUGGUCCUGGUGGUGGUGAUUUUGGGUCUGAUCAAUGGUGGGUAUUGCCAAGAAACGGACCAAGAAGCUCCAUGGAGAAUCCACACGUUGUUCUCUGUGGAGUGCCACAACUACUUGUUCAGUAUGGUGUAUCACUAGAAAGGUUUGGAGAGUACAAAGAACUAUGUAGUUUCUUCAAGGUCUUAACAACUAGUGCAGAUUCAGAUAAUAAGGUCUAUGUCUCCACAGUCCAUGCACACAAUUAUCCUAUUACUGCCUUCCAGUGGCAUCCAGAGGUACUAUCUUUGAAGUGCUUCUCAUCAUAUUUGUAUUGGGAAUGUGAGAUUCAUGAUUUUGUUUAUUGGAUGUUGUCCUAUGUUGUUCAUUAGCCAUUAUGGUCAUCACUAUUUUUGAUCUAGUUAUGUUAACCUCCUUGUGUUCUAGAAAUGAUGCCAACCUUUCCAGUCAGUGUGGAGACUAUGCCAAUGAAGGGAGCUAAUUAGCACACUUUUUAAUUAGCUCCAAUUGUUUACACUUGCUAAUUGAUGCAUAGGAAUGACACUUUUUAUUGAUGCAUAUCACCUUAAGCCCAUAAUGAGACAGACAACGAUGGUAUAGAUCAGCUUUGUAUUUUUAGAUUUUUGAUGCAAUAAUAUUUGAAACGUUGUCCAUUUGUUUGUGUUUUUUCAAUCUUCUUUGCAUAAGAUAUUCUAAUUUGAUUUUCCCUAGUUUGGUGAAGUUGUGUUCAUUUGGAGAGAGUGAUUAGGGAAGAGAAGAGAUUAAGAAAAGAGAGAUGGGAGAAAAUGAAUUAGUAAAUUUUUCCUUGUUUUAGUUGAGAACAAAGUAGAUAAGAGUUGAGGGGAAAAUAUAUUUAUUUUGUUGUUCCUUGAGUAUUGUUUGUACCUAAAUUGAAUUGAAUUCCCUCCAAAUUUGUGUUCAAUGACACGUGGGAAUAAUAUUUAAUAACUUUCUCAAUUAUUUUUUUCUCUUUUCGUUUCCCUCCUAUCAAACAAAGCAUAACAUUGUUGAGUAUUG